This is a messenger RNA of Corythoichthys intestinalis (scribbled pipefish), 380 nucleotides long. RefSeq names its product NADH:ubiquinone oxidoreductase subunit A3 (gene ndufa3). The record is from RefSeq and is a predicted model, not a curated record. The coding region runs from base 51 to 302 and encodes 83 amino acids. The transcript has 4 exons. Gene Ontology annotation, cellular component: mitochondrial inner membrane. NCBI's taxonomy places the organism in Eukaryota, Metazoa, Chordata, Actinopteri, Syngnathiformes, Syngnathidae.
UUCCCACGAGCCCACAGGUCGGAUCAUCGGAUGCUACGCCACAAACCAAGAUGGCGGGUGUUGCAACCUUUUUGAAAAAUGUGUGGAAUAAGGAGCCUGUCAUCUUUGUGUCAUGCGCUCUCGGACUAACGGGUCUUGUGCUUCCAUUUAUUAGUCCAUACACAAAAUAUUCUGGAAUGAUUAAUUCGGCAACGCCAUACACAUACCCAGUUCCUCUGAGAGAUGACGGAAACCUACCUGAAGUUCCCUCGCAUCCGUGUGAGCAACGAGGAGACCGGCUGCAAUGGCUCAAAGACCUUUAACUUCACUUUCUCCCUCCUUCCAAUUUACCUGUCUGUAAUUUUCAAUGUCCCACAGUAAAGAUGGUUAAUUUAAUUCAA